AUGGCCCUUGACGGUCAUAUGCUGCAGUGCCUACCUGCAGAUUGGCAGCAAAAAAUACACGCCGAAUUUCAAACUAAAUUACGGCUGUGUAUUGAUGACGACAUUGCUGUACAGCAGGCAGCAGAUCAUACGUGGCAAACGUUGAUUAAAGGCACAUCUAGGCGGAUAUGUAAGUUUGAAGAACACCAAGAUUACAUAAAGCAGGCAAGCGACUUCGCAGAAUGGGUACUUGGAUUUGUUAAUCAAGCUUUGAUACAUUUCCAAAAAAUUGGGGCUGAUGGAAACGGAUUAUCAAACACACCCGUCUCUACACAAGACACUGUAACCCCAGCUACACAUACAGCAGUACAAAGGACUUAUGAACAUGGUGCUAAAAUUGCAUCUCUCAAUGACGGUUCAGAUACUGCAACAUCUGACACAAAUUUUGAAAUUUCAAGAACAUUGCAAAACAAUACAUUAAAACAAGGAUACAAGAGUUCUGGCGUUACAUUUGGUAACGGCCAUGUGAAUGGCAAUUUUUGGCAUUCACAUGGCGCAACCACUGGUGGGAAAUCCCACCGUGGUCUCCAGGUUCAAAAUCAACCACAUGUGGUCAUGUCUGAGGUUGAUCCGCUGGACGACACUCUGGAUAACUUAAUACUCAAGCAAAAGCUUAACAGGUUGCAAGGCAAGAGCCAUGCGCCGUUGGGCGUGCUAACAAGAAGCACUAAGUUCUCGCCAGUUGACACUGUCAAUAUCGCACAAUCGCCAUCUAUAGCAGCGAUGAACUGUCCAGAUCCUCGAUAUACGAGCCCGGGCACAGAAGCUAUGUAUCAACUUCCCCAACUGUGCAUUUGGCGACAAGUGCCACUUUCUACACCCGACGAACGCACUAUGCAAACAUUGGCCCAAAUGUGCAUUCGGGGCAAAGUGCGCGUAUAG
Babesia sp. Xinjiang is the source of this 921-nucleotide messenger RNA. RefSeq lists its product as uncharacterized. The record is from RefSeq and is a predicted model, not a curated record. The transcript is spliced from 4 exons. The coding region runs from base 1 to 921 and encodes 306 amino acids. Lineage: Eukaryota; Apicomplexa; Aconoidasida; Piroplasmida; Babesiidae.